Molecule: messenger RNA, 1008 nt
Organism: Annulohypoxylon maeteangense
Lineage: Eukaryota; Fungi; Ascomycota; Sordariomycetes; Xylariales; Hypoxylaceae
Exons: 3
Coding region: 1-1008 (335 amino acids)
Source: RefSeq, a predicted model, not a curated record
AUGUCUCUUAUCAGUUAUGCGUAUGACGUUGAACGCCAGGCCGGCCUCGAUAUCCAAGCUUUUCCGCAGGUCACCAGAAACAUGCCAAAUAUUCGAGAUCGAGCGGGGCAAGGCUGCUUCCUCUGCCUAGAGAAUCCUCGAGAGGGACAGUAUGCUGUCCUCGUGCCGUGCCUUCGACCAGCGAAGGCCCGCAGAGUGGUGGGACAAGCUAAGGUUUUUACCGACAAUCCGAAACCAAUAUAUGAGAAGACGAUGCCUUGGAACUAUGCCUGCGAGUCAGAUAACGAUAUUUAUCAGAGAUUGGUAGAUACUAGCUAUCAGUAUUUGGGCUGGUGGAAGAAAUUGCUGCCUUACUACGGAAUCACUGAAGUGCUAGAGGUCAACUUUCAUUUUGCUGGUGUUGUUGAGCCAGAUGGACGCUAUCCUAUCCGGAUGGAACCGGUGAACCCCGAUAAGGUCUCAGAGGAGUGCGAGGUGAUUAUAAAAAGGCAUCCAUCGGGUCCAUACAUUGAUAUUAACGAUGCAUGCCUGGACGACUACUGUCACAAUGACGAAUGCCGUAUUAACAUGGAGGUAUGGUCCCAACCGUGUAUUAGGAUUGACGCAGAGAAAGCAGAAGAGCGCCGCAACCGGCUUCAGUUCCUACCGCUUCUAAAGGAAUGUGGUCGCGCCUCAGCAAGAGCCAAUGGGCUGCAGACGAUGGAAGGUUUAGCGCAAGAGAGUUGCAUCUACGAUACAAAGGGGCCGAACCGAGUCUUGCUACCUCUUCCGAACCAAAAAUUCCGGGGAACAGUUCGGAUGAGAGGUCUACACUUCGUUCUGGGGUUGCAGAAAGAUCGAAUGAGGAUAGAAUUGCCAUUCAGAAUCUCCUGUGCUUGGUUUGGAGUUGCCUUCAUCUGGCUUUGCCUAGUCCUCUGGAGAUGGGGAGGGGGUGACUGGGAAACCGCGCUCGCAUUCGCGCAAGUUGUUGCAGCGUCUAUAUCUAUCGUUAUUGUCUGUGCCCAAUAG